Messenger RNA from Lottia gigantea (owl limpet), 1230 nucleotides. RefSeq lists its product as hypothetical. The record is from RefSeq and is a predicted model, not a curated record. Gene Ontology annotation, cellular component: cytoplasm. Gene Ontology annotation, molecular function: guanyl-nucleotide exchange factor activity. Bases 1 to 1230 code for a protein of 409 amino acids. The transcript has a single exon. NCBI's taxonomy places the organism in Eukaryota, Metazoa, Mollusca, Gastropoda, Lottiidae.
AUGGAGGAUGUCCCUCCACUAGUAAAAGUUGAACACCGGUCCCACAGUUCUCCGAAAGAUGUUGGAGUUGUAUUGACACUUGGGGAAGGUGAUGUUGGACAGCUUGGUCUAGGAGAAGAUGUAAUGGAAAAGAGCCGCCCUGGUCUUGUUGAUAUUCCUGACACAAUUAUACAAGUGGUUGCUGGAGGAAUGCACACAGUAUGUCUAACUGAUAAAGGUGAAAUCUAUAGCUUUGGUUGUAAUGAUGAAGGUGGCUUGGGCAGAGACACUUCUGUUGAAGGCUCAGAAACUGAACCUGGAAAAGUAGAACUUCCACACAGAAUAGUUCAGAUUUCUGCUGGUGAUAGUCACACGGCAGCUUUAACAGAAUAUGGUGAGGUUUAUGCCUGGGGGAAUUUUAGAGAUGCUAAUGGUUCAAUUGGUUUAACAAAAAGUGGCAUUGAAAAGUUCCCCAUUUUGAUGUUUUCUGAAGAAAGAGUUGUAAAAAUAGCAUCAGGUGUUGAUCAUUUGGUUUGUUUAACAGAACAAGGCUUAUUGUACACAUCAGGGUGUGCAGAGCAGGGUCAGCUAGGAAGACUUGCAGAAUGUUUUACUAAUAGAGGUGGUCGGAAGGGUAUAGAGUAUUUACUAAAUCCCAGAGUGGUGCGUUGCAAAAAGUAUAGAACUCGUAGAUUGGCAAAAUUUUCAGACGUUUGGACUGGUCAGUAUGUUACAUUUGCUGAAGAAGAAGAAACUGGAGAAAUUUAUGGCUGGGGCUUAAACAAUUAUUAUCAGUUAGGAUUUGAAGAUAUGGAAAAUAAAUUCCACCCACAGAGAAUAAAAUCAUUCUGUAGAGAAGAAGGUAAAUGGACAAUGAUAAGUGGGGGACAGCAUCAUACCAUUGCUCUAGACAGUAAUGGUAAAGUGUAUAGUUUAGGCAGAUCAGAUUAUGGACGAUUAGGACUAGGUGAAAAUUGUGGAGAAAAGUUUAGUCCCACGAGAAUAACUGCCCUAGACUCUAAAAAUUGUAAUUACAUUGAUGCUGGAGGCUGUGCUUCAUUUGCUGUAGAUGAUCAAGGUGAUGUGUAUGCUUGGGGAAUGGGUACAUCCAAACAACUUGGUAAUGGUUCAGAAGAUGAUUUGUUUGUUCCGCAGAAAAUGGAAGGCAAACAGUUACAGUCACGGAAAUGUUUAAAAGUUUCUGGUGGGGGACAACACACUGUUUUAUUGGCUAAAAACAAUGAUAGCUAA